AUGGCUCGCCGCCACGACGUCGACGUCAACGACAUUGACCUGGAGGAAGAAGAGCUUGACACCGACGACCUCAAGGCCGCUGGCUGCGCGGUUUGUGCCCUCGGCGCGCAUCGUCCUCGCCUCCCCGUCGCGCCCCAAGUCCAGCUUCCGGCUUCAGGCGCCCCCGUCCACUCGAACCAGGAGCUGCGCGCCCAGUACGAACUCGUCUCAGCGCACAAUGCGGGCUUGGCUACUCACGCGUCCGUGCUGCAUGACCGCAAUCUCGCGAUCUUGCAUCGUGCUCGCGAGGGUUAUCGCGCAGGCAUGAUCCGGCUCGAGCAGGCGCUCCUCUCCCGGGAGCACGCCGAGCGGGACUACGCCGUCCUGGAGGACCGAGUGGCCGACUUCCGCGCUCGUGCUGAGCGCGCCGACGCUGCCGAGGCUCUACUCCGCGCCGAGCGAGGCUCCUCGACAGAGCAAUAUCGUGAUCUACAAGCUCAGCUCCGGGCGGCACGAGACCAGGUCACUGACUUGACUGCCCAACUCGCGCGCGCUCCUGUUACGCCGCCUCCCUCCACCGUGUCGCUAGCGCGGCUGUUUGCUGCACAAGGCGAACUUCGACGCGGCUGA
Molecule: messenger RNA, 609 nt
Organism: Phytophthora sojae
Lineage: Eukaryota; Oomycota; Peronosporomycetes; Peronosporales; Peronosporaceae
Exons: 2
Coding region: 1-609 (202 amino acids)
Source: RefSeq, a predicted model, not a curated record